AUGAUCGCAUCUUCACUGCUCGGAGUAACCGGAGCGAUACUCAUAUACGCUUCCGCGGGACAUAUUGUCUUCUACAUGGCAGUCUUGGCAUUCUUUAUCAUGAUGACGCAAGCCUCGUUCAACGACCUGCUAUGCGAAGGCGCUUAUACGCGCCGAAUGGCCGAAAAACCCGAGACGGGUGCAGCCCUGACGUCCUACGUCUGGCUAUGCUCCUGCCUUGGAAGCCUACUAGCAGCAGUAUGGGUCGGCCCCAUCAUCGAUUAUGUCUCCUUUCGCGUCGUCCUCAUACCCUUUCUCUUCCUCACUUCCCAACAACUCUUUGCCACUGCCUGGCCAUGGCCUUUCAAGAAAUGGAGAGAACACGGCGGUUUACUGCAAGAACAGUACGUCCCAGUCGGCUCUCGAAUCAUGACCGAGAAGUUUCGGCAGCACCGGAGGCUCUUUAUCUGCGCAAUAGUUUUGAGUUUACUAGCGGUGGGGUCUGUCGUAGCAGGCCUGUUUAAUGACGACCAACAGAUCAUCGGCUUCACUUACGCGCUUUUCGCUGGUUUCUCAAUGGUGGGGAUGCUAUGGUUUACGCUUCCCUUAAUGCUGUUCAAGCCGAUACUCUACUUAUUCUUAAGCCGUUUUCUACUACCGAAUAUAAGCUCGCAGGUGACAUACUGGCUCCGGAGCGGUCCGGAUUGCGUAGAGCGUGGCCCAAACUUCAGUUGGACAUUUCUUCUGACUCUAACAUCGAUUCUGCAAGCUAUCUUCGGAUUCGUUGGCGUUAUGCUCUUUCAAAAAUUCGUCAGCAAAUGGAGCUUCCGUAAAGCCUUCUGGAUAACUUCCCUUUUGACCUGUCUAACAUCAGUUUUUGACGUUAUCAUGAUAUACCGCUGGAAUAUCGACUACCUGGGGAUCCCGGACAAAGUUUGGUACUUCUGCAGUGCUGCAAUAAUUGAAGAGGUGAUUAGCAUGUGGGCUUUCAUGCCUUCGUGUGUCCUGAUUUCCCGCUUGUGUCCACGCCAGGUUGAAAGUACCAUGUACGCCGUCGUCGCUGGCGUCAACAACUUUGGAAGUUCUCUGGCCAAGUAUAUGGGCAACUUCCUUUCUGUGUACCUGUUAGGCAUAAAAACAAUGAACGAUGAGAGGGGCAGUUGCAAUUUCGAUAACCUUGGCCUUGCUGUCAUCAUAGGAUCUGGGUUAUGCCCCUUGCUGCCUCUUGCACUGACUUUCUUCCUCGUCCCCAAUGUCGGGAUGGAUGUCCAUUUCGGUGACGCUAGCUUCGAGGAAACAAAUGAAACUUCAGAUUAUCCAAUACAGCUGACAGCAGGUCAGCGAACUGGACAGGCUUCCGAAAAUUCCGAAAACCAGGAGUCGCUAUUCUCUCAUCAGAGGUCGAUAGCCGAUGGGAAGCCUGACGGAGUUUCAGAUUCGGGACAAUACGAUCAAAUGGAGCCAGACCCACACAAGGAAAAUGAGGAACUUCUCGAGAACGACGCUCCUCCCCAGCAACCGCAGCUCAGCCGCAUGCAAACUAUGGCCUCUAGUGAAGCCGACCACGUGGACAGCCAACCAGGAAUCUCUGUCGCUUCCUUCCGUGCGGCUCCAGAGUAA
This is a messenger RNA of Neospora caninum, 1599 nucleotides long. Its product is annotated as putative folate/methotrexate transporter FT1. NCBI's taxonomy places the organism in Eukaryota, Apicomplexa, Conoidasida, Eucoccidiorida, Sarcocystidae. The coding region runs from base 1 to 1599 and encodes 532 amino acids. The record is from RefSeq and is a predicted model, not a curated record. The transcript has 2 exons.